AUGCUGCGGGACGAUGACGCGGCGCGGGGGGCGUUCGCGGCGAUGCUGGUGGACGGGGAGGGAGACGCGGAGGAGGACGCGCGCGCGGUGGCGAGACGGGUGGGCGCGCGCGGGAGACGCGCGGCGGCGUCGGUGCGCGCGAUCGAACGCGCGAUCGAACGCGCGGUGGGCGCGGAGGCGUCGAUGGGGACGAUGGGACGGUCGGGGUCGGGGUCGGGGGGGCGUCGAGGCGCGCAGACGACGGCGACGGGGCGACGCGGGACGGACGCUUCGGACGCGCUCGCGGCGGCGAUGGAGACGUUGCGCGCGCUCGCGGUCGAUGAAAGCGGCGGUGCGGUCGUCGACGCGGUCGGCGGUGGCGACGACGACGACGACGACGCGCGACGUCCGCGUCGCGCGAACGAGGAUUUGGUCAAAGACGAAGACGCGCGCGAUUACGCGCGUCGCGGCGAGGAUUCCAUCGGUUUACGCGACGACGUCGACGUCGAGCGUUGGGUGCGCCGAGGAUUCGAGUGUUUACAUCGAUUCGCGACGAUUCGAAGCAAACGUCGCGAUUCGCGGGCGACGCUCGGUGAUCGCGAGUUCGACACGAGCGUCGACGCGCCCGCGCCGCCGCUCGUCGACGCCUCGGGCGGAUUGGAUGAAGCUAAACAAGCGCACGAUCUCGACGUCGUCAGGCGCAUGGACGACGAAACUUCUGAAAGCGUUCAUAACCUCGUCAAGUCUUGGCUCGCCGAGCAGCGCGACGCCGAACGAGCGAUGCUUGAGCUAGCCGAGCUCGUGCGCGACGACAACGCGGAUUUGCUCGCGAUUCAGCGACGUGAGCUCUUGACGCGCGCGCUCGGCGCCUGGUGCGAAUUUCGCGACGUCACCGCGGCGCUCGAGCUGGGUGUGGAAGAAUUCCGUCUGGCCGAGAAGCGCACGCGGUUUUAUCUUCGCGAGAACGAAAUGUGUUACAAGCACGUGACGCCGCCCGGGGAUUCCAAGGCGCUGGAAAUCGUGCUGAAUAAGCAUUUGGAUCACGCGAGGAAUUCUUUCGCCGUCGCGGCACCGAGCGCGAAAGAGAUCGAGCGCCACGCCAAAGAAUGCGUGCUGGCGACGCGAGCGUUGAACUCGUGUGACGGUGAUUCGUCGCGCGUUGUCGACAAGGCGUACGCCGAUCGUGCGCUCGACGUCAAAGUCAUCCUGCGAGACGUCAUGCGGGAUUUAAAGCGCUCGUUUCGAGCCAUCACUUCCGCCGCGAGCGGCGGCGCUUCCUCCACGAACGCCGGCGCGACGUCGACAAAUUACGAUGUCGAAGGUUUGCAUCGAAGAAUCCAACCCGUGAUGGACAGGUACAAAUCCACCGCCCUCGACGGCGUCGUCGACCGCGUCGUUCGAGCGCUCAAUCUUGAGGGCGCGCACUUGGCGUACGGCAUCGAACUCGCAAAGUGCGCGACGUUCGUGAAAGUCGUGAGCGGUGCGGUCAAAGAGCACGUUAAAGCACUGGACGACGCGCGUUUGGAAGCUGCGCUCAAGGCGUUCGAAGAUGACGACGAUGUUCUCCGCGGCGGCGACGCCAACUCUAAGAGAUCCGCCGGCGGCGCGUCUUCGAAGAAGAAACGGAAAUCUUCGUCGUCCAAGGCGAAGCGAGCGCUGACGAAAGUCGCGCGCGACGUCGAGCGCGAUGAAAUCACCGUCGCUGACGACGCCGAGGACGAACCCGAAGCGCCGACGACGCCGCGAUCGAAGACCCCCGAACCGACGCUCGAAGACGCGGCGAAUUCGGAUUCGGGCGGCGAGUGGACGGCGGCGCGAUCGCGAAGGAAGCCCAACACGCCGCCGCGACCGACGUUCGCGAAGGAAAUGGAUGCGCCUCGAAGACCAACCGUCGCGACGAUGCCGAAUCCACCGCCGCUGCCACCGAAUCCGCCGCCGUUGCCGAGUGGAAAGCCGCCGGCGCGCAUCCCGGCGCCGAGAUCGACCGCCGUCGCCGCCGCCGCGCCGCCUCCGCCUCCGCCUCCGCCUCCGCCGCCGACGGGGCUGUCCGCGCUACCGGAUUUUCCACCCAAGCCGAAAGUCGCAUCGCAAUCGACGUCCGAGUCCGCGACCCCCUCGAGCGACGCCGAAAGCGCCGUCGAUCGAGAGUCGCGAUUGAAGGAAUUCCCGGCGUUGAAGACGAACGAUUCGCCGGCGCUCGCGGCGCCGCCGUCGAGCAAGACGCACGAAGAAAACCAGCCAUCGUCCAGCGUGCCCGCGGCGCCGCCGAAGAAGUCGACGAUG
Ostreococcus lucimarinus CCE9901 is the source of this 2262-nucleotide messenger RNA. RefSeq lists its product with no specific name. Gene Ontology annotation, biological process: mRNA 3'-end processing. The annotation marks the transcript as partial. Lineage: Eukaryota; Viridiplantae; Chlorophyta; Mamiellophyceae; Mamiellales; Bathycoccaceae. Gene Ontology annotation, molecular function: RNA polymerase II complex binding. The transcript has a single exon. The record is from RefSeq and is a predicted model, not a curated record. Gene Ontology annotation, cellular component: RNA polymerase II, holoenzyme.